UUUCGCGCUGCUUCGCCCUGCAUUUGUUAGCCAUUUUCAGGGAAAAUAUGAAUGAAUCGGUGGCAUCAACGUAUGAUGAGCAGGGUGGACCGGACCCAGUGGAACAGCUAAGCAAACAGCCUCCAGAUCUAGAGGGUCUUCAGCCUGCUGAUCACCAAUCUUCAGCAGGUGUUGGCCCCUCUUCACCUUUGGCUGAGACAAGUGGCUUGUUGUCUUUACCAUGGGAGCUGAUAAUCCAAAUUGCUUCACACCUACCUGCACAGUGCGUCACCUCUGUGCUGCCAAAGGUCUGUCAGGCAUUAGGUAGUGUGAGUAAGGACAUCACAGCUUGGCAACUCCGAGCUCAUAAGUUAACAGGAACCCAAACUCCCUUUCCAGUGGGGCCAAGGGAGGAUUUUGAUUGGCCUACUGCUUGCCUCGAGAUGGAGCAGCUUAUAAACAGCUGGACAAGCCACACACAUCUUUUAGCCAAACACACCCAAGAAGAUGAGGAGGGAAGGUAUCAAGGGAGGCAGCAGCAAAGGGCAGUUCAGGGAGAAGAACCAGUUCCAGAAGGACAGGGAGAUGGUGGAGGGGCUGAGGUAGAAGGGGCACGAGUGGUUGCACUGGAGGCUGCAUGUGGUGGUGGUGAUGAAGGGGUGGAGGUGGCAGUAGAAAGUGAGAAUGGGGACAUGCAGCCCACACCACCAGCACUGGAAUGCAUCACCAUUCAAACAGACCACAUUGCCCAGAUUGACUCAGUCCUCCUGGUAGGAGGAGAGGGGACAGUUUGUGCUACUGGUUCCAGAGACUGGAAUGUUAAACUGUGGGAUCUUCACACAAACUCUAGUGGUGCACUGCUGCACAGUUUGGGAGGUCCAAGAAACUUUAGUACUCAUCAGGGAUGGGUCUGGUGCCUGGCAUCUCAGGGAUCUCUACUGGCUUCAGGGGGCUUCGACAGCACAGUGAGGCUGUGGGACCUGCAGUCAGGUGGUGCAGAGAGGGGUCUAAUCAGAGCUGGGGCCACUGUCCUCUGCCUGUCCUAUCAAUCGGAUGUGUUGCUCGCUGGGACAUUUGACAAGAGGAUCAGCAUGUAUGACACCAGAGCGGCUGAACCCCUGGUGAAGAGUCUCCGUCUCCAUGGUAGUGCUGUAAUGUGCCUAGCUGCAGAUGACAAGUACAUUAUCUCUGGGAGUAAAGACUGUAGUGUGGCUGUGUUUGACCGUAGGGCAGGCAAAGGCUUGAAGAAAAUUCAGCUGAAGUCAUACUUGCUGUCCAUGAGCUACAGUGGUAGUGAAGUAUGGGCAGGAGACAACAAUGGCUUGCUCCACUCCUAUUCCAUGCAAGAGGGAACCUUGAAACCCCUGCUCCAAUUUGAUGUGGGACACAAAGCUCUGAUUACUGGCAUCCACAGGUCCCCUGGGGCCCUUUACACCUGUUCAUCUGAUUCCACUCUCAAGGUCCACGUUCCUUGUGCACCUCCAAGGACAUUAUGCACAAUGUAUCAUGAAGCCGGAGUCAACGGGCUCAGUGUGGAUGCUGGAGUCCUUGCUGUAGCAACAAGGGAUAUGUUUGUAGAAGUCUGGAGGCCCAGGAAAUGAAAGAGCAACGCCUGGAACCUAGAGUAUGUGGCAGCAGUAAAAGCAGGAGGAGGCAAAACCAGAAGCUUUCAGUACUAUACUGGUCUUGCAGCAUUUUUGAAUUUAGAAUUUCUACCACUACUACUACACAGGGGUGGGUAGAGUAGCCAAAGUUCCCAGCUGACAAAGGUGCGAAAGGCAUGGUCACACCCUGGACAGGUCGCCAUGUCCAUCGCAGGGCAAACAUAAAGACACAAACAACCAUUCACUCUCAUACUCACUCCUGCGGUCACCUACAGUCAAUGGAGAGUGUCCAUGUAACCUCUGCAUGUUUUUGGACUGUGGGAGGAAACUGGAGGAAAAAACUCACAACACGAGGAGAUAAAUGUUUAAAAUGUGUAAUAAAUAUCUUUUUGAAAAGAGCACAACCAAUUGUAUAGCUAUAUUGCAAUUUAAAAAAAAUUCCCUCUUUGAUUCAAUUGAGCUAUCACUACAGACAAUAAACUCAUAUUGGAAAGAUAUUGCUUAUACUUGUCACAGCCACCAUUUUGUGAAACUCAGAUUUUUUUCGUUGAAGGGUUCUCUAACUUGCAGCCCAUGGGUCAAAGGCGGGGCUGCUGGAGACGCUACAUCAUGGAAUGAGCACAGAGAAACAAAGACUCGCUUAAGCUGUUAGACAGGCCUUUUGAGGUUGUUUUUCCUCUAAUUGUCAGAGAAAAAACACUGGUUCUACAAGAAUGGUGAGGUUUGGUGUACAUGCUAAUAUAAACGUUUACCCACAAUGACUUCAUAUAUCCUGUAACAACAUAUGUGCACAUAAUGAAGAAGGGAUAGAAUAAAGACAGAAUACUGAGUAUGUUAAUUAAUAAUUGGCAGUAAACAGUGAACAAUAUUUUUUUAUAGUAAUAAUAAUACAAUGGGUUAUAUAUUCAUUACAUUAUUAAAUGGAUUACAUUCAACACUCAAGCUUGUUUAGUGUUUUAGUUAAAGUUGUCCUUGCGUGAUUAUUUUAUUUAUUUUGUGUCAUAAUUAGACUUUUUUCUUUUAUUGUUCCACAUCAUAACAAAAUGCAACAUCAUGAAUAAUAUGAUAUGAUUUUAAUAUAUUUUGUCCACCUCUAUUAACCAGUUUUGAUGGGGGGGGGGGGGGGGGGCUUUGGACUUUUUUUCACUUGACCAGCCACAUCCUGAUCAAACUAGAGGCGUUUUGGCCUCUGGAGUUUGAAAUUUGAAAACCCUGAUUUAAAUGGUCAGUUAUAUUUAAAUGUUCCCAAAUCGAUUGAUUCCAUGACAGUAAGUGACAACACCUUAGUUAGAAAGUACACAGCACGUACAGUGAAACACUUGUAUCCAAGCCCUCUGCACACAGAUUCUUCAAAUGCCUUGUAUGUCUUCACUAUAUUUAUGUAGUUGUCGCACAUGUGGUAUGUAACCAUAAAUCUCGUACACAAAACUUGACAGAUACAUUAUUUUGACAGACACUGUGAGACUGUUUCCAUAGAAGAUGUCAAUAAAUGGUCUGAACAACUAGCA
This is a messenger RNA of Solea solea (common sole), 3091 nucleotides long. It is a transcript of the gene fbxw9, whose product is annotated as F-box and WD repeat domain containing 9. NCBI's taxonomy places the organism in Eukaryota, Metazoa, Chordata, Actinopteri, Pleuronectiformes, Soleidae. The coding region runs from base 48 to 1580 and encodes 510 amino acids. Gene Ontology annotation, molecular function: protein binding. The transcript is spliced from 7 exons. The record is from RefSeq and is a predicted model, not a curated record.